AAAAGAUUAGUGUAAUCAAUAAAAAAAGUUAGUUAGAUUUAGUUUUGGUACGAAGGUAACGAAAUACCACAGCUACACCAUGGAACCUUCGCCUCAAGAGCCUGCUGGCCCUGCACCUGAGAGCUCGGGGACCUCCCCCGAAGCGGUGGUCAUAUCAGGCUUGUCUGGAUUGUUACCUGAUUGCGCAAGUUAUUCAGAGUUUUGCGAAAAACUCUCCCAAAAUGAAAACCUUAUAAAAGCUAACCCACGCUGGAAGAACUUCAAAUUCCCCGGGUUGCCAGAACAGUACGGGAGAGUCUCCGGCGUGGAUCGAUUCGACGCUCAAUUCUUCACCGUGUUCUACGCUUUGGCCCACGAUAUUGAUCCUUUGGCAAGAAAAAUUUUCGAACAUACUUAUCAAGCAAUUUUCGAUGCUGGAAUCUGCCCAAUUGAAUUGUGGGGAAAAAAUAUCGGAGUAUUCGUUAGUAGUGGAUUUUGCGAGUCGGAGUCAGUUGCCUUCCUCACUUCUAACCGCAGAUUAGCGGUUCUAGGGUACAGUAAAUCAAUGACUGCAAAUCGCAUAUCGUACUGGCUGAACCUAAAAGGGCCGUCAAUCCACUUGGAUGGUGGUGGUUGUGGUGGUUUGCUAGCUCUCGAGAAAGCUAGAGAAGCCAUCAUAAGAGGUUACUGCGAAGCGGCCAUAGUUGGUGUUGGAAAACUUAUUCUGCAUCCUCACACACCAAUUAACCACAGGUCGAUGCCGCUAAACAUUGAUGGCAUUACUAAAUGUUACGACGAUGCAGCUAAUGGCCCUUCGUUGUCCGAAGCUUUUAAUGUUUUCUUUAUGCAGAAAUACAAAGACGCAAAAAGAGCUUACGUUGUGCUUCGCCACGUGAAAGCAGAAUUCAUGUCAGGCAACGAUAACAUUUCGAUGGAGCAGUGCGAAAUUAUUCAAAACAAGGAAGUUCUUACGAAUUUUUUAAACAAAUUUUAUGAAGAAGCUGGAGUAUCGCCAGCGAACGUCGAGUAUAUUGAAGGAAAUGGAGCAGCUGUACCUAAGAUGGAUAAGAUGGAACUUCAAGCCUUGGAAAACGUUUUCUGCAAUGACCGCAUUAAUCCCCUGCUUGUGGGGAGCGUGUCUUCUAAUUUAGGCUACACUGAGUGCGUUAAUGGUACCUGUGCCAUACUCAAACUCAUUUCCGCAUAUCAAAGAGGAGAAUUACCUGCAACAAUAAACUGUACAAACCCUAGGAGUGAUAUAGCUUCCUUACACGACGGACGUAUGAAGAUCGUUACGGAGAACAUAAAAUUUAACAGGGAAGCCUACACAGCGGUGAAUAGCUUAAGCCAUACAGGAAUCAAUGGGCAUGUUCUCCUACAAGGUUGCUACAAGCCAAAGGAGCUUUCAAAGUACGCAACAAAUAUCCCGUACCUAGUGACCGUAUCCGGUCGGUACGAGGCUUCUGUUCAAAGAAUUUUAGAUCACAUCAAAGAUAAACCAUUGGAUCCCGAGGAGAUAGCUUUGAUUCACAACAUCCAUAAAAAUCGCAUAUCGAAACACUUGGCCCGAGGUAUUGGUAUCUACUCAACAAAAGACAAUAAAACUAUCACCCAUUGUUUAAUGGCAGACAACUACGAUGAAAUCUCAAGACCCUUGUGGUACGUGUACAGUGGGAUGGGAUCGCAGUGGAUCGGAAUGGGUCGUAGUCUCAUGCUUAUCCCAAUAUUCAACAAAGCCAUUCAAAGAUGCCACAACAUUCUCGAACCUAAGGGAAUAGAUCUAAUUCAUAUUUUAACUAGCACUGAUGAGACCAUCUACGAUAAUAUUUUAAAUUCCUUCGUUGGUAUAUCGGCCGUACAAAUAGGACUAACUGAUAUCUUGACUGCGGUCGGAUUGGUACCUGAUAAAGUGAUUGGACAUAGCAUGGGCGAAUUGGGAUGCGCAUACGUGGAUGGUUGCCUCACAGCCGAGGAAAUGAUAUUGUUGGCUUACAAUCGAGGUUUGGUUUCCACACAGUUUUCAUUUAUCCGUGGCUCUAUGGCUGCCGUGGGCAUGGGAUGUAAAAAUGUAUCUAAGAUUUGCCCAGAGGAAAUAGAAGUAGCUUGUCAUAAUAGUGCUGACUCAUGCACCAUAUCGGGUCCAGAAAAUUCUGUAAAAGACUUCGUGGAAUUGUUGAAACAACAAGGUGUAUUUGCUAAAGAAGUACAAAGCUCCAACAUAGCUUACCACUCGCGUUAUAUUGCAGAAGCAGGUCCCGAAUUCCUCAAAUUAUCUCAGCAAGUAGUGAAAGAGCCAAAGAUGAGGAGCCCCAAAUGGUUGUCCACUUCUGUGCCCGAGGACCAGUGGGACGAGCCUCAUGCCAAGUAUUCAUCCGCUGAGUACCACACAAACAAUUUAGUGAGUAAAGUCCUUUUCGAGGAGGUACUGCAACAUGUGCCAAGAAAUGCUGUGCUGGUAGAGAUAGCACCCCAUGGUCUACUUCAGGGGAUCUUGAAAAAAGCUGUGUCUUCAAACUGCAAGCACGUUACACUGACACGACGAGGAGAAGAAGAUGGUGCACUUUUUCUAUUGAAAGCCUUAGGGAAUAUAUAUAUGGGAGGAUAUGACAUAGAUAUCAGUGCUUUAUACCCAAAAAUUGAAUUCCCAGUAUCGACGGCGACUCCGCCCCUAUCACAUUUGGUGGAAUGGGUGCACGAAGAAAAAUGGAACAUAUCUAAAUUCAAAAACACAAAUCGAUCCCACUGUUCUAUAUUGAAACUUCUGGUCGCCAUAGAGGACUAUGAAUACAAAUACUUAGAUGGACAUUAUAUUGAUGGUAUCAGAGUAUUUCCAUACGCUGCAGUAUUGGUAGCAGUGUGGGACACAAUUGCCAUGUCUGCAGGGCACAAAGUUCGGGAAGUUUCCAUUCAGUUAUCAGACGUGAAGUUUUACUCACAACCUCCGGUAUACGAUCAGCGAGUGCUGCUACUGACUGUCAUGGUUCAACAAAAUGGCAAUUUUGAGGUAAUUUAUGACAAAGAAACAAUUAUCGAAGGCUGGGCUGUUAUUCUUGAUGACAAAGAAUGUGCUAUGCAAUUUGUGGAAAUAGACGAGCAAAACAUGGACCCACAAGAAUCCUUAAAUAAAGACGAUAUUUACAAAAUAUUUUACGAAAAUGGAUUUGAAUACAGAGAUGACUUCCAAAGCCUCCACUCAAUUGACUUUUCCAUGACGCAAGCGCGAGUACACUGGCGAGAUAACUGGGUGACAUUCAUAGAUGGAAUACUUCAAAUGUGUACCAUAAAAAACUUCGAUAAGCAGGCUAGAUGUGAAAUUAACUUCAUCAAGAAGAUGGUCGUGGAUAUCAAGCAGCACCUGAACAAGAGGACAAAAUUCAUCGAUUCCUACGACAAUACAUUUAUAGCAAGCUUAUCAGAUAUAUACAAAAGUAUAAGAUGCGGUGGUGUUGCCAUUGAAAACAUAUUUUAUAGAUAUAAACCACAACAGCUACAUCAAGCACUUACAUUGCAGUCUCAAAAAUUUCAAGCCUUUUUUGAAAAUGAUAAUAAUUUUGAUGUUAUAUCUUCCAUUCUAGUUCUUCUACAAGUUGUAUCAGAAAAUGUUAAUAGAAAUCAUUUAACUUUACAAAUUGUAAAUUGCCCAAAAAAUCCAAACAUGCAUGAUUUCAUCAAUGUAGUUAAGUCAACAUUAGAAAAUCAACAGAUAAUUAAAGCACAGGUUGUAAUAAGUAAUGUAGAAGAUAUAUUACAAUCUAAUAAUGAUAAUAUUAAACCUGACGUUGUCGUUUUGCAUAAUUUACUAACUGAUAGCAAGGUCUUUGAAGCUCUGUUUAGAUCAACACUAGCUAAUACUUUCUUCUUAUGCAUUGGGGAAGAAUUCAAGACAUUGAUUCCGAUAGGAUUUCAUAAAGUUGUCUGUUCUUUUGGUUCUGGAAAAUCCAAAAUAGAAUUAGUUGUUCUUAAACCAAAGCCAAAACCGCUCCGCACGACAGCAGUGACUGUGUCAUCUAUCACAAAUGUACACCAGAUAAACAAAUUAUGCCAAAACUUGCCAGAUCAGCAAAAAAUAAUGAUACUAUCUCCGCAUCCGGCGCCGGUCGAAGCAGAAGUUGCAAUGAAAAAUAUUAGAUUGAACAAUAAAGAUGUUUCCUUAGUGAUGUUCGAUCAGAGGGACAUGAUGAGUAAAGAGUUGGAAAACAUUCCGGAUGUGCCGAUAUGCAUACUACAGAAUGGAGUUUGGGGUAAUGAUUAUUAUGUUCCAACUAAAUGUGAGAGCAGAGCAAAUAAUAACUGUGAAUUGAGAUGCACCCAACCUGGUGUAGUAGACUCUUUAAAGUGGGUUGAAGUCCAAAAACCGUCUGGACCUGGCAUAGAAGUAACCGUACAAUAUGCUGGUAUCAAUAUGAAAGAUGCGAAGUCAGUGAUGGUUGAGCGGCCCAACGUUUCAGCGGAUGAUGGUUUUGGUAUGGAUUUCAGCGGAUUUACGACCAGGGGUGAUCGCGUGAUGGGUCUGACAGAUGGCAGGUCUGCUAGCAGCAAGGUGCGCGCACGCCCGGAGCUGCUGUGGCCGGUGCCGCCCCACUGGACCAUGGAAGACGCUGCCACAGUACCCCUCCCAUACGCACACGCUUUUUACUGCAUGAUGAUCAAAUUUGAACUUAAGAAGGGUAUGAGUGUACUCGUUCAUGGUGGCGCUGGAGCGUUUGGUCAAGCCGCCAUUUCCAUCGCACUAGCCUGUGACUGUACAGUAUUUACCACCGUCAGUGAUCAAAAGAAGAAACUCUUUCUUAAGAAACUCUUUCCAAACUUGAGAGAUGAUCACAUCGGCAACUCUAGAGAUUGCAGUUUCGCCGACAUUAUAAAGAAUAAAUUAAGAAAUUCUGAGCAGGGCGGCUGCGAUCUUGUUUGUGGUUAUACUAAAGGAGACCUUAAAAACCUGUCCCUGAGAUGCUGUGGUUCUAAUGGGUUCACGAUUGACAUAGCACAGUUGAAAGAGCAAGAAUAUUUUCAUAUUGGGCUUAUACCACCUCACGUGGAACAGGUCGUACUUAGCAGUAGACUUUUCUUCCAUAUUCAGGGAAAACAACUUGUUGGAUAUGAGGAAAAUUCAGAUGCUAAUAUGCGAAGGCAUCCGGUGCGGCUACGUGCGACCGCUGACACGAGUGACGUACGAGCCUCACGAGACGCCGCGCGCCUUCCGGCUGCUAGCGGGCAGUCGCCAUUAUGGCCGCGUGCUUCUGUCCGUGCCGCGGGCUAUUGCCAUCGCUAAAUCUAGGAUAUCUUGCACUCCUGAUCGAAAUCACCUGAUCGUAUGUGACAGCGAUGGAUUUGGUCUACAAGUCGCCGACAUUCUGGUGAACCGAGGUGCUACCAGGCUUUACCUUCAUUGCCAAAAGACACCAUAUGUGAAAUAUAAAAUAAGAAAUUGGCUGAGCAAGGGCGUUAUCGUGGAGGUCUCCACAAAAAGUAUUAUAAGCCAAGAAGAAGUUGAUGAAAUGCUUAGGGAAUGCUCGAAAACAAAUGACAUCGAGGGAGUUUAUGUGAUAGCAACGAAUCCAGAACAAAAACAGGAACUGACAGCAGUAAUAGCUAACUUGGAUUUAGUAGCUAGAAAAUUCUGUCCUAACUUAAGAUACUUUGCAAUAAUAAGCGAAGAUGACAAGCGGUGGAAACAGGUCAUCGUCAAUAGAGCAAAAGAAGGUCUACCGUCACUGUCCCUACAAAUGAAACUCCAACGGCAUGAUCCUGGUUCAAUUACAAAUCAUAAAUCGGGCAACGAUUUAGCGUGGUUUUAUGCAGCGGAAGCAGUAGAAGCAGCUCUGACCAGCGGAGAUGCCGUGGUCGUCGCAUGUGCUCAGCCUACGAUAUCGCAGAAUAUUUUAAAUGAAACUGCAAAGAUACCAGGUUUAAAUUUAUCCAAUACGGAAAUGAAGAGCACUACUUUGGAGCAGAUUGGUCUUGAUCAAGGCCGUGCUCAGGAAAUGUGCAACGUCUUCCAGCAGAAGUUCAACAUAACCAUAUCGAAAGAUGCCAUUCCACGUAUGACAAUCUCUCAAUUGGAGAAACUACAAGGACAGCAUAUUGACAUCGAGCAAGAUGUAGAAGGAUUCGCUGCAUACUUCAGUUACUUCGACUCGGAUAUUUUGGAAGCUACACGUGAGCUAGCCAUCAUGCCUACAUUUGUACACAGAAAUAAAUUGCGAGCUGAUGAGUUCGAAGUGGGGCGCGAGUACUUGUGCGUGAUCCCAGGCCUAGAAGGCCACUACGCCAGGUUCGAUACUCUCUGCAAACGUCUCAAGAUCCCUGCAGCAGUCCUGCAGCCUGAUCACCGCGACUGCACUUUGAAGGAAAUAGCACAAAGAAUAGCCAAAACAAUUAUGCAGAAACUGACCACAGAAAAGACCUUCUACUUGCUAGGGUACGACUUCGGGGUUCUCGUUGCCAUUGAAAUAGCUUCUAUUCUUGAAAGUAAUGGUUUCACCGGUACUGUGUUUAUGCUCGGUGGUACUCCACUCGACAUCUGUAACUCUUUCAAAAGCCACUGGAAAGGCACAACACCUGAGCUCCAACAAAAUGCUUUGAUCAAACACAUUUACAGCCAAGUCAUGACUUCAAAAGAUAUUUUAGAAUUCGAAAACGAGUUGGCAUCAAAAACAAAGUACAAUGACAAACUGGAAUGCCUCGUCAAAAAAUUACCGUACCCUUACCAGUUUACAAGAACGCUAAUACAAGGCCUUUGGGCAAAGAUCAAGAUACUUCAAGAAUAUGAUUUUAAACCACACUCGCUACGUUCCAAAUUAGUUUUAAUUCGAGCAAAGCUACCUUGUCCUGAAGUAGAUUCGUUAGAAAAUUUCCCGAAGGAGAUGAAGGUCCAUAAUAUUCAGGCGGUCUUAGCCCAUGCUCAGAGAGAUCUGGCUUGCUCUAACAUCAUCAAUAAACAUCUGAAUAUAGAUAUUAUAGAGGCUUAUGAAAACAGCAAUAAAUGUGAGACAGCACUCAUAAAUGAGGCAAGCUAUGAAUAAAUAGUUUGCUAAUUUGGUAUAUCGAGAAACUGGCUUCACGAACAUUGAAUGAUAUUUUUAGUAUUUUGAUUUGAAUAAAUUAAUCAGUGUGGUGUUUGUUAUAAUUAGUUUUAUUUCAAUUGAAAUGACAACAUAAAUAGGUUUCAAAAAAAAAACCUAUGUAUAAUUCCGAAAGCAGAAAGAGAUAAUAAUAUAUUUUGUAUUAAACAUCAUAAUUAAACUAAAUCAAAAUUCUCAUCCAUCCGGAUAGCGGAAGAUGUGGGUUCCAAUCCUGUUGGAAACCUGGAUAGAGUGGAUGUUUUCUAGUAUUUUUUUUAAGAUUUAAAUAUCUAACAGUUAAAAGCUUAGAAAAUAAAAAUAAAAUAAUCAAAAAUGCUACUUAAUUGUCAUUCAGUCAGCAUUGUCGCCAUUGAACUUGACUUGGAAAAACAUCGGCUACAUAAAAAAGUCUUACACGUUUCGAAACUACGGACUUAUGUAACUGAAUAGUAUUAAAUGACAAUUUAUACUUCAAAUGCAAAUCCGCCAUAAACUUAGGUAGUACGGAUGCGGAUGGUUAUAUAGCACUGAUUUUAUUUAUUUCACACCAAGACAACCAGCGAUUCCAGGCAACUUUGUAUGUUUUGAGUAUGGAGGUACGCCAAGAAGACUAAUAGCGAUAACUGCUUGCCAUCCCAUCCUUUUAAGUCUUUUGUCCACCCCCACAUUUCCAAACCUCCAGAGGUAUGUCCUCGAUUCUCGCUGGUGGAAGGCCCGUCGACACAUCUAAUAGUUGUUGCUUCAGAUUGUAUAAUGUGAACGGUGGCGCUAGGGCUCGGGUUUUAGGUCUGCUCUCCAAUCGCUACUCAGCCAUUUGGCUAAGAUCAAAGUAUAGGUCUGCUCUCCAAAAUACCUUUUUCCACCUGGGUACCACUAUAAGGUAUAUCCCCCAGGCUUGAUUCAAAUUUGCCAGUACUUUGGUAACUAGAAAAGGUGGCGGGAAUUUCCAUGCUAACAGAUAAUUCACACUGGGACGUACUAGCUAUAGGUAUAGAAUUAUUGUCAUAAGACUGCUCUCGCGAAGAGCAUUGGUGACCACACUCACCCUGCGAGGGUAAGUAAUUAUUGUAUCUUCGCAUUACGCGCUUAAUCUCGGUAAUUGUGAGAUGGAUUACCAUGCGAUGGCAAUUUGUUAUGGCUCGAACACCGAGAGGGUCCGCUUGAUUGAAGAUACAAACAUAGAUACGGUAAGUUGACUUAGAAUCCUAAAAAA
Chilo suppressalis (striped riceborer) is the source of this 8253-nucleotide messenger RNA. Lineage: Eukaryota; Metazoa; Arthropoda; Insecta; Lepidoptera; Crambidae. The record is from the annotation of a GenBank genome assembly.